Molecule: messenger RNA, 2666 nt
Organism: Drosophila willistoni
Lineage: Eukaryota; Metazoa; Arthropoda; Insecta; Diptera; Drosophilidae
Gene: Acox3
Product: peroxisomal acyl-coenzyme A oxidase 3
Exons: 7
Coding region: 28-2199 (723 amino acids)
Biological process (GO): fatty acid beta-oxidation using acyl-CoA oxidase; lipid homeostasis
Cellular component (GO): peroxisome
Molecular function (GO): fatty acid binding; pristanoyl-CoA oxidase activity; FAD binding
Source: RefSeq, a predicted model, not a curated record
UUUUUGUUUUUGUUUUCAUUCCGUAUAAUGGCUAGCGAACAAGUGGAUAGCUCUUUGAAUAGUAUAACCCAAAUUGUUAAUUCUCUGGGUGAAUAUUACAGAAACAAUGGACAGGAGUCGGAACAGCCAGUGGGCAAUAUCCUAGAGGACAAAAAGAUCUUUCCACCAUUUCGUAGUGGACCAUUGGAUUCAUAUCGUCAGCGGGCGAGUUUCUGUUACAAACGUUUAAAUAUUCUGCUCGAGGGUGAAGACCACAUACGCCUCAAGCACAAAAUAUGGCAAUGGAUGGAACAACACCCAGAUUAUCAAAGGGAACCAGAACUACCCAGUUUGGAGAGAACCCGAGAAUUGGCCAACAAACGUCAUCAUUUGCUCUGGGAACAGAAAUUUUUCGAUGUCAACGAGUACUUGAGCACUCCACAUUUGCUGUUGGCCUUUAGUCAGGCAAUAUUCAGUUAUGACUUUAGCUCAUCGGUGAAGUUCUCAUUGUCCAAUGGCAUGUUUCCCAGUACUUUGGUAUCGAAUGGAACUGGCCGUUUGGGAAAAUAUGUGGCCAAAAUUGCCGAUGAUCGUAUUGUGGGUGCAUAUGCCUUGACUGAGUUCUCCCAUGGUACCAAUGCUCUGGGGAUGCGUACACGAGCCACCUACGAUUUGCAGACCAAGGAGUUCAUAUUGCAUACGCCAGAUUUUGAGGCCGCCAAGUGUUGGGUGGGUAAUCUGGGUAAGACGUGUACUCAUGCCAUUGUGUAUGCUCAGUUGUAUGUGCCGGAUGAUAAGCAUCAGGGCUUGACUGCAUUUUUGGUGCCCAUACGUGACGAGAGAACACUGUUGCCUUUCCCUGGUGUCACUGUGGGUGACAUGGGCGAGAAGAUUGGACUGAAUGGCAUUGAUAAUGGCUUUGUCAUGUUCAAUCAGUAUCGCAUUCCAAAGGCGAAUCUUUUGUCCAAAACCGGUGACAUCGACAAGCAGGGUAAUUACAGUAGUCCCAUUAAGGAUGAACGGAAACGUUUGGGUGCUUCGCUUGGGGCUCUCUCUGUGGGCAGAGUAAAUAUCACAGCCAUUACCUAUGUGGCCCUUAACAAGGCCAUUAGCAUAGCCGUUCGAUAUGCUGUCAGCCGUCGUCAAUUUGGUCCUCCGGAUAGUAAAGUGGAGUGGCCCGUGAUUGAAUAUCAGUCGCAGCAAUAUCGUCUUUUGCCCCAUUUGGCCAAUACCAUUGCCCUACGUAUUGCCACGCUGUGGAUUGGUAAGGAGAAUGUUGAUAUGACCAUGAAAGGUUUCAUGGGUGAGGAUACCUCAAAGUUGGGCAUGGAGAUACAUGCCAUUUCCUCGGCUCUGAAACCGGUGGCCACAUGGGCAACCCGCGAUGGCAUACAGGAGUGCCGUGAAGCUUGCGGUGGUCAUGGUUACCUCAAAUCAGCCGGCUUGGGUGACCUUAGAAACGACAAUGAUGCCAAUUGCACCUAUGAGGGAGAGAACAACACUUUGAUUCAACAGGCAUCCAAUUGGCUGAUUGGUCUGCGUCGUGGCAAUGCCGAUUUUGCAGAACUUUCACCCCUGGACACUGUGAGCUUCCUGAAAGACAUUAACACCUUGGUGAAGGCUCAGGGAGUGGAAACCACGCCAGCUCAGGCUUUGAAUGUGGACAAUCUUCUCCAGGCUCUGAACUGGUUGACUGCCUGGCAAUUGGAUGCUACUGUCAAGCGUUUCGAGCAACUGCAACGGGAUGGCAAGGAUGCCUUCGAAACACGCAACAAUAUUCAAGUAUUUGCUGCUCAAAAACUUUCCAUUAUCUAUGCUGAGCGCACAAUUUACCAUGUAUUCUACAAAUUUGUGGCAAGUCUUCCCGCCUCGGCUGAGAAACAGGUGCUUACCAAGGUGCUCUCGUUCUAUGGUGGCAAUUUGGUUACCAAAUAUUCUGCUAUAUUCUAUCAAGGCGGCUAUUUCCGUAAUAGCUCGCACAUUGAGCUCUAUCAGCAGGGUAUACUAGAUCUUUUGCCCAUUCUCAAGGAUGAGGCAAUUGCUAUUGUGGAUGCCAUUGCACCAACUGAUUUCAUAUUGAACUCCCCUCUGGGCAUGAGUGACGGCAAUGUCUAUCAGCAUCUGCAGCGGACUAUUGUUUCAACUCCUGGUGUCUAUGAGCGUCCAGAAUGGUGGCGUGAUGUCACCUACAAGGAUUAUCUAAAGCGCGCCAAAUUGUAAAGCUGUGAAUAUUGAUCUUACUUAUCCUUUGUGCAAUAGCUAAUUAGCUUUAGUUUAAGUUUAAAAAAUGUUUUGUACUUUUUAUAUUAUAUGAAAGUCCCUUAAUUCCGAUUCCAAAGUGAAAUCAAAUUUCCAAAAAUAUUUGUUAUUAAUAUAUUGGUUGGUAUUUUAAGCUAGAAACAAUUUUAAAAGUUUAGCAACUUUUAAAUAGUUGUUGAAAAUGUUGAGACUCUCUUAAAGGACAUUCCCUAAAAAACAAUUAGCAAAUUUGUAUCUUUUCUAGAUAUGUUCUAUGUAUAUUUUUUGGAUGUUUUGCACAAAAACUUUGGUCAGGCCAAAGAAUAUAUAUAAAUAUCUUAGAUUACUUAACUAUGUUUUACCUUGGUGAUUGAUUUGUGCAUUAUUUUGCAAUAUUUACUAUAUAUAUAUACAUAUAUAAAGACGCAUAAAGCACGCUUUUUACAAUA